Molecule: messenger RNA, 3856 nt
Organism: Didymodactylos carnosus
Lineage: Eukaryota; Metazoa; Rotifera; Eurotatoria; Philodinida; Philodinidae
Source: the annotation of a GenBank genome assembly
GUCUUUCUUUUGCCGUGCGCAUGCAGCGCAAUAAGGUUUCCAAACGGGAAAAACUCGACUCAAGUCAAAGUGCAAACUUCGACGAGUCUCUAUAGUCUGAAAGAGAAAGUUUAAUCUGAAGAAAAUCAAAGUUUUUAUAAAACCUUUGUCUUUCUCUUCAAAUACACUCACUCCUGCUGCUUGACAUUCGCGAACUACCCAACAUAGCUUAAACUUAUCAUUUGUGCUCUUUCAACAACUACAUCUCAUCUGUGCAUACUCUCCUUAAUUUUUAUUUUUAUUUAUUUACCUACUUUAAUCAUUUUUCUUGUUUUUAAGUUGGUCUUUUCUUUCUCUUCCCUGUCUACUUCUUUCUGUUGCUACUCCAACAUCGGCCCAUUUGUAUAUGUCAUUCACGAUAUUUGUUCCCAGUGUACAACAUGGAUCAUAAAGAUUUCUUACAGUGAUCGCGUUCGGAUCGCGAAGUCGUACCGCGAUCGCUACUGUUGCGGCGAGUUCGCGACCAAGUCUUAUUUUACAAAAAAAUUCGUAAUUCGCGAUAGCAUUUUUUACUGAUAUGAUAUUCGACAGAAAACGCGAAUAAAUAGUAACUAUAGCAAAAUACUUGAGAAUCAUUGAUUUUUGUAUGAGCGCCAAAAAAUAGCGAUCACUAAAAACCGCCCAUGUCGACUGUCGCGAUAAAAAGUCGCGACACGAUCGCUUAUACACUCUCACUCUUUCGCCUUUCAAACUUCGUAGUGCAGUAGAUUUUCCUAAUAGAUUUUGUUUGUUUUUCUCUUUCUCUUCAUUUGUGUCGGGAGUGAUUGUGAACAAAAUUUUUUACUAAUCUGUUAUGUUGUCACUACCUUCCUUAAACUUGUUGAUUAGUUAAUUAUGUAUGUUACUGAACUCAUAUCUAGAUGUCUCUAUGCUGCAGUGAGCUUUAAUUGGUUAAAGUUUUGGAUUUGGUUAAUUCUGGAUCAGUGUUACGUCUAGUUGUCAUAUAAACAGGAAUUGAAUGAGAUUGGGCCAUAGGACCGCAAUAAGUCCUUGGAAUUCUAUUCACCGUACACAGGAAUAAUAAUCUUAAAAAAUUAGCAAUUGUACCAACACAAUUGAAAACAUUUGAAAUUUAUAUUUAGGUACUAAAAAUAUCAAUCAGAAUUUAGGAGCGAAGUUACGAUUGAGGUGUUUUCCUUUGCUUUUUUACUGCUGAUACAUCCUGGCCUUAUCAGCCUCUCUUGGUUUUAACCGUUAUGAUUACUUUUCAGACGGUAAUAUUUGCAGAAUAAAAAAAUAUCAGUAAGACGUAUAGGAGUAGUAUUGCACUACUCAUACAGUAUAGGAGUAGUAUUGCACUAUUCAUACAGUAUAGGAGUAGUAUGACUCCUAUCCUGAUCGAAAAGACUCGGAAGCCAUAAAUGUGUAGUGAAGGAUUGAGAUUGUUAUGUCUGAGUAUUGUAGAAUCGCUUCAUUUUUUAACGGUGUGUGGAUAAGUUUUGCAACCAAUGUCGGACACUUUUUCUAUCUGUUCCCAAUAUUCUGAAGACAUAAACUGUUUUUGUUUGAAAGAGCAAAAUUUGAACUACAUAACGUGACUCUAACAAAUUUUUCUUUCAUGAAACUUCGAUGAGAAAGAAUUCAAACACUAAACAUCACUAAAAGGGUUCUAGUAACAUGUAAAAUUUUGGUUUUCUAUCUUUUCCAAAAAGGUUUCUUUUUCGUCUAAGAAUAAUUUCAAAGAAUAAAUAAUUAUGACAUUCAUGAGUGUUUGAAACGAAGUGUUUGAAAAUUUGGGCGAACAGUGGUAUAGAAGUAAUAGAUGAUAAUGACAGGACCCCCUGAGAUGCAAUAAUGCAAUAAACUAACAAGUCAUAUAAAAUUUGUUUGAUUCACGUUGUGUAUUUCAGACUUUGCUCUUUCAAAAAAAAGGCCGGUCUCCAGAAUAUUGAGAACAUGGAGAAAUAGCGCUCGACAUUUGUUGGAAAACUUGCACACACUAUUAGCCCUUAUUGAAUAAACCCUGCAUUAAACAUUAAAGAAUGCAAAAGAUUUCUUAAAAUGAUGGUUUUCGUAGUCUCUGUUAUUAGUGAAACUUAGCGUUUGAAGAUUUUAACAACUGAGAACUGUAUUGUUGCUAAAACUUUUCUCUUUUCAGAUUAUAUUAAAACUGUUUGGCAUGGAUGACGAUUUCAAUAAAUUGGCAACGAUGUCAGAGUCGGAAUUUCUCGAUUUUGUUGAAAAAUUCUACGAAAAAAAUUGCAAUAGUUUUACAUUUCCUGGAUUAGAUUUAGAUAAGAAACAAAAAUUAGUUACAGAAAUAUUUACACGUAUACGUCCAGGAAGCUUCAAUUCAAAUUCAAUCAAUAUUUGUUUAAAAACAUUAAAAUUACUAACGCGUGAACGUGAAGGACUAGAUGCAAUUACUGGAUCAUCUGUAUUAGAACCAUUGCAAAAGCUUGCUGGUUUAGAGUGUAGUAAAGUGGAUGUUGGCCCUAUUGGUCUAGAAAAUGUAAUUGAAGCAGAAAAAUGUAUGUCAAAUUUAAUUUAUAUGAGUCCAUGUGUUCAAAAAUUUUACAGUGUAAGUGGUGUAGCCGAUGCGAUCACUCAGCGAAUUAAAGAAACAAUUAAAUUACACAGUGACAUUCAAUUUUAUGAUAUGAGGAUAUUAUUUUUAUUGACUGCGUUAAAUCCUGAUAUUAGGCAACGUGUGCGUGAAAAAUUUCAUGGAUUAUCCUAUUUGUUUGAAAUAAUUAAUCAGAUUAUGCGCAAUAGAGAAACAAUUGCAUCGGCUGAUGCAAAUAUUACUCUGUCCAAUGCAGACAUUGAUUAUUUGAUUGAAAUAUUAAAAACGCUAUUUAAUUUGACUGUUGAUUUACCUAAUAUUACACAUUCAUAUGCGUUGCAAGAAGAAGAAGAAGAAGCACAUUUGAUGCGUUUAGUUAGUAUUUUACGUGAAUUAUUAUUAUGUAUGGGUCCAAAUAGUGAAAAACAAUUCGAAUUACAAAACCACAUAAUUAAUUUGUUAACAAAUAUGCCUAAAACAUGUUUUGAGGAAUUAUUAACACCUGUCAAUAAUGACGAAAAUGAAGAUUCUGAUUAUGAAUAUGAAGGUAAAAAUAUGGAAGCCAUUAAUAUUGUUUUACAAUUUCUUGAUUAUCGCAUAACAAAAUAUGAGGAAUCAAAUGGUACUCAAGAUGCAUUAUUGCCUGUAUUACAACUAUUGAUUAUUAUGUGUCAAUCAAAUAGAAAUAUACGUAAAUUUUGUCGCCGACAUAUAUUACCACCAUUGCGUGAAGAAAUAAUGUAUUUACCAACAGAAGGUCAAAAAUUAAGAAAUAAAUUAACACGAAUGAUGACUAAUCCAAAUUCUGAAUUAAAAACAUUUUCGGCUAAAUUAUUAUUUGUUUUAUGUAAAGAAAAUGUCGAUCGUUUAAUCAAAUAUACUGGUUAUGGGAAUGCAGCUGGUUGGUUGUAUGAUUUUGGUUUAGUAGGACCUUCGCAUAAUACAAAUAAAGAUCUAUAUUCAAGUGAAUCAGAAGAUUCAGAUACGGAGAUUUAUAAACGACUCAGAGAUCAAAUUAAUCCAGUCACUGGUAAGCAUGAUUCAGUCAAACGAGACGACCCAAUGGCAGGUUGGUCGGACGCAAGUAAAGAGGCUGAAGCCCAGCGCUUGGCUGAGAUUAUGCAACGUGUAAUGGAUUUAGGCGUAAUACAACCAGCAACAAUUGGUCCAGAUGGUAAACCAGUGGUUAUUGAUAAUAUGCAACAAUUUCGUGAACUAGUUGAAUCAAGCAAAAAGACAGAAUUACCACCGUCUGAAUCGAGUGAUGAUGAACUGAGUGAAAAUGAAAAAGCGUCAACAACAACAAAAUAG